CAAAGCAUAUUUGGUUGAUAGGCAGACAAAAUGCAAACAACAAAUUCCAAAAUUUUCCAACGAAACAAACAGAAAAUUCAAUAAUACAAACCCAUCUGUCAAUCCCCAACUAACUAUCUCCCCAUUCUUCAUAAUCCAAUCCAAAAAAACUCCCCUGAUUUGGCAAUUUUCCUCUUUAUCUCAUCAUUCUUACAAGCAACCACCUCAAAAUCAGACGCAAAUCCAACAGAAAACAAACCGUUACUAAAAGUUUCAAUCUUUAUAAAAGUUAAAAAAAUGCCAUCUUUAAAUCCAAUUCUUCCAGUUACCAUCAAACAACCAUAUUCAAAACCCAAUUCUUAUCUUGAUCCACCUGAUCCAAUGUUACUACAACAAGAAAUCUUUAAUUUUGAUGACCCAACUGGGAAUUUUUUAGUUUCUUCUCAAUUUGAUGAAGAAAAAGAAACGAAUUUUUCUAUAAGUAAGCCACUUUUGUCAAGAACUUCUAGUUUUGCAGGUAUUUCUAGUGUUUCUAGUGCUACUACUGUUGUCAAUUCUGAACAGAGACGACGGCGAAUUGCUAGUGAAAGCUCCAUUCCUUCGCUUUUGGAUGAUGUUUCAGGGAGUGAUGGUGGUGGUGAUGCCACUCCACGUGGCCAAUCUAUUGGUCAGGAAGUGGGGCAUGCUGCUGCUGAGACUUUUCUUGUUACUAGAUUGAGUUUGAAGCUUUUAUCUUAUCUUGGGGUAGGCUACAAAUGGAUGGUGAGAUUUAUGGCCCUUGGUUGCUACUCUUUCAUGCUUCUUCCAGGUUUUAUUCAAGUUGGUUAUUACUAUUUCUUUUCUAAACAGGUUUUGAGAAGUAUAGUUUAUGGCGAUCAACCGAGAAAUAGGCUUGAUCUAUAUUUACCGAAAGAUAUUGAUAGGCCGAAGCCAGUUGUUGCAUUUGUAACUGGUGGAGCAUGGAUUAUUGGAUAUAAAGCAUGGGGUUCUCUUUUAGGAAAACAGUUGUCAGAAAGAGAUAUUAUUGUAGCCUGCAUAGAUUACAGAAAUUUCCCUCAGGGAACCAUGAGCGACAUGGUGAGUGAUGCUUCUCAAGGCAUCUCUUUUGUAUGUAACAACAUUGCUCAAUAUGGAGGUGAUCCUAACAGGAUUUACUUGAUGGGACAGUCUGCUGGCGCACAUAUUGCAGCUUGUGCUCUCGUGGACCAGGCAAUCAAGGAGGCCACAACACGAGAAACCAUCACUUGGAAUGUUUCUCAGAUUAAGGCGUAUUUUGGGCUAUCCGGAGGGUACAAUUUGUAUAAUCUUAUAGAUUACUUCCAUGGUCGUGGUUUAUACAAGUCCGUCUUCCUAAGCAUAAUGGAAGGAGAAGAAUCAUUACAAAGAUUUUCUCCUGAAGUAAUUGUACAGGAUCCCAACUUGAAAGAUGCAGUUUCUCUCCUGCCUCCUAUUAUUCUUUUUCAUGGUAGUGCAGAUUAUUCUAUUCCAGCAGAUGCCAGUAAAAAUUUUGCUGGAACUCUUCAAAGAGUUGGAGUUAGAGCUGAAUCCAUCUUAUAUGAAGGGAAAACUCAUACAGAUGUGUUUCUUCAGGAUCCGAUGAGAGGCGGCAAAGAUCAAAUGUUUGAAGAUUUAGUUGCAAUAAUUCAUGCUAAUGAUCCAGAAGCUCAGGCCAAAGAUGCAGUGGCUCCUCCAAAAAGACGCCUUGUUCCUGAAUUUAUGAUUCAGAUUGCUCGUAAAGUUAGCCCUUUCUAACACUUUGUAAACCAUUUACCACAAAACCACACUAGUUCAAUUUCUUGUGUAUUCUUUCUACUGAUGUACAUAUCAUUAAUGGAAUUAUAUAUGUUGAUCAUUUUAGGUUCAA
Molecule: messenger RNA, 1843 nt
Organism: Mercurialis annua (annual mercury)
Lineage: Eukaryota; Viridiplantae; Streptophyta; Magnoliopsida; Malpighiales; Euphorbiaceae
Product: isoprenylcysteine alpha-carbonyl methylesterase ICME-like
Exons: 11
Coding region: 277-1731 (484 amino acids)
Source: RefSeq, a predicted model, not a curated record